Molecule: messenger RNA, 883 nt
Organism: Echinops telfairi (small Madagascar hedgehog)
Lineage: Eukaryota; Metazoa; Chordata; Mammalia; Afrosoricida; Tenrecidae
Product: kallikrein-1-like
Exons: 5
Coding region: 61-837 (258 amino acids)
Biological process (GO): proteolysis
Molecular function (GO): serine-type endopeptidase activity
Source: RefSeq, a predicted model, not a curated record
CCAGGGAGGCUCCUCAGCUACAAGCUCACCACCAGCCUGACCCUGGACACUGCUGUCACCAUGUGGUUCCUGGUUCUGUGCAUCGCCCUGACCCUGGGGGGCACUGGAGCCGCACCCCCCAUCCAGCCCCGGAUCAUUGGAGGCUGGGAGUGCAAGCCGCAUUCCCAGCCCUGGCAGGUAGCCGUGUACAAUUACAAUAAGCCCGAGUGUGGGGGCGUGCUGAUAGACCCCAAGUGGGUGCUCACGGCCGCCCACUGCACAAGCAAGAAUUACCAGCUCUGGCUGGGCCGCCACAGCUUGGAGGAUCCCGGAGAGCCCGGCCAGUACGCCCAGGUCGGCGGCGUCUUCCCACACCCGGGCUUCAACAAGAGCAACCCGGAUCCCUUUGUACAGAACGACUACAGCAACGACCUCAUGCUGCUGCGCCUGAAGGUGCCCGCGCAGAUCACAGCCACCGUGCAGGUCCUGGCCCUGCCCACCCAGGAGCCUCAAGUGGGGAGCACCUGCCUCGCCUCAGGCUGGGGCAGCAUCAAACCAGAAGGGAAAGUGUACCCUCAAGAACUGCACUGCGUGGACGUCAAUAUCUACCCCAAUGACGUGUGUGCCAAGGCCCACCCCCACAAGAUAACGGACACGAUGCUGUGUGCUGGGCACAUCGAGGGCGGCAAGGACACCUGUGUGGGUGACUCGGGCGGGCCCCUGAUCUGCGAUGGCAGCUUCCAAGGCAUCUUGUCUUGGGGCCACAACCCAUGCGCCACCGUCGGGAAGCCGGCCAUCUUCACCAGUGUGUUUUCAUUCCGGGACUGGAUCCAGGACACCAUGGCGGCCAACCCCUGAGCGCCCUCGCCCGCCCGUGCCCCCAUUAAAAGAGAACCCGCAGCAA